AGCAUAUUGAAUAUUUUUUAAUAAAACAAUAUAAAAAGUUGAAUUGACCCAAGGUCUUUUUGUCAUGCUAAAAAUGGGUUGUAUUGCAUGAAAAGACUAAAAACUAGGCUUUAAGGAAUAAAAGUUAAUUAUGCACAUAUUUUAAUAAUUGAGUACUUGUGUAUGUGUAAAUUAUUGUAUAUAGAAUGUCUUCUCGAAAAUCAUUUUUCUUUGGUUUAUUAAUUGCAAGUAUUAUUUGGGCAAUUUGUUUAUACAUUUAUAUGAAUGCAUUGCAACCGUAUGAGACACCAACAUUUUCACCGUCAAUUGAACAAUCGUUGAACAAUCAAAAAAAAUCAAAAUAUCAAAAAAAGUUUAAGUAUAAUAAUAAUAAUGAAUUGAAUUUCAUCAAUGAGAAAAUUGAUCGAAAAUCAAUGUAUAAAAAAUACAUAAAUAGUGAUAAAUUAGUUAAUCAAUUACAAGCGGUUAAUUUUAAUAUAUCUAAUAGUAUCGACCAAGAUUCUCAACUAUCUCAACUGGGAAUGGUUAAAACGGAGGAAGAUAAACGAAAACGUGAUGAUGGUUAUAAAAAUUAUGCGUAUAAUACGUUAAUUAGUGAAACAAUUGGUUAUUCUCGACAAAUACCUGAUACAAGGAAUCAAUUAUGUCGAGAAAAAAAAUAUCCAGAAAAAUUACCAUCGACAAGUGUAAUUAUUUGUUUUUAUAACGAACAUUUAGUAACGUUAUUGCGUACAAUUCAUUCGAUAUUAGAUCGUACUCCGAAACAGUUACUACACGAAAUUAUCUUGAUAGAUGAUUAUUCCGAUAUGAUAACGUUACAUUCGGAUGUAGAACGUUAUAUUAGUCAAAAUAUGGAAGACAAAGUUAAAUUAUUUAAGACUGAUCGGCGUGAAGGUUUGAUUCGAGCACGUAUCUUUGGUGCAGAUAAAGCUACAGGCGAGGUGAUUGUGUUUUUAGACAGCCAUGUUGAAGUGAACAAAGAUUGGCUGGAACCAUUAUUAGAACGUAUUGCCUAUUCGAGCACAAUAAUUGCAGUGCCUGUAAUUGAUAUUAUAAAUUGUGAUACAUUCGCGUAUACCUCCAGCCCGUUAGUACGCGGUGGAUUUAAUUGGGGCUUACAUUAUAAAUGGGAUAAUUUACCAAAAGGAACAUUAGAUAAAGAUGAAGAUUUUAUAAAGCCAAUAAAAUCACCAACGAUGGCUGGUGGAUUAUUUGCUAUUAAUCGUGAAUACUUUUAUAAACUAGGUGCGUACGAUCGUGGCAUGGAUAUUUGGGGUGGUGAAAAUAUCGAAAUAUCUUUUCGGGUGUGGAUGUGUGGUGGAUCUUUAGAAAUUAUACCAUGUUCGCGUGUUGGUCAUGUAUUUAGACGAAGAAGACCGUAUGGAAAUCCAAAUGGUGUAGAUACCAUGCUACACAAUUCACUUAGAGUCGCCUUUGUUUGGUUAGAUCAAUAUAAGGAACAUUUUUUGAAAAAUAAUCCAUCAGCUAUACAAAUAAACUAUGGUGAUGUUAGCGAACGUUUAAGUUUACGAAAACAAUUAAAAUGUAAAUCAUUUGAUUGGUAUUUGAAAGAAAUUUAUCCAGAAUUAGAACUGCCAACAGAUACUGAAGAACGUUUACGUCAAAAAUGGUCAGCAAUAGAACAGAAUAAAUUUCAACCAUGGCAUUUACGAAAACGAACAUAUGUGGAUAAAUUUCAAUUACGUUUUACAAAUUCAAGUUUGUGUAUUGGAACAGUUAAAGAUCAUAAAACAAAAGGAACAUUGCUCUCAUUGCAACGCUGUAAAACAAUUACAAAGCAAAUGUGGUAUGAAACCGAUAAGAAAGAAUUUGUUGUUGGGCAAAUGUUAUGUUUAGAAGCAAGUGAAAAUUUACCACGGGCUAUGAAAUGCCAUGAAAUGGGUGGAAAUCAAGAAUGGAAACAUAAUGGCGGUCGUGAUAAUGGUCCUAUUUAUAACAUGGCGGUGGGUAUGUGUUUAGGUGUAAGUGAUUCAGUGCAAGAAGGUGUUAUUGUUGAAAUGGUGAUGUGUACAAGUACGUUUAAAAAUCAGUGGGAUAUUUUAAGAAUAUAAUGUAUUUAUUAUGUAGUUUUUAACAAGGUUGCCAGAAAUUGCUAUUUUUCCGGAAUCAGGCCAUUUUAAUAAUAGUGUAAGCGUGCUACUUUUAACAAAAAAAUCGUUACAGGGCAAACUCAGCGGGAAAGAGGCGAUAAAAGUGUUACAAAUGUUGGGUAUUUUCUUCGUAAAGACAUCAAACAUAUAAAAAACAAGUAAACAAACAAUUGACUGAGUCUGCCACAAUUAAUCUGUCACAUUACACAUACAUACAUGUCACACAUAUAUAUAACUGAUAUUCCCAUAUAAUACAUAGUAUACAAUUUGCGCAUAUUUUACGCUCUCACGCGUAAACAUUGAUUUUUACGAUAAAAUGUUUCAAACAAAAGUUGUUUAUUUUUAUAUAAGAAACAUUUUUUACAUUUAAACUUUUUUCUAUCUCUAACGGUUUACAAGAUAGCUCCUAGAGACCCAA
Molecule: messenger RNA, 2529 nt
Organism: Chrysoperla carnea
Lineage: Eukaryota; Metazoa; Arthropoda; Insecta; Neuroptera; Chrysopidae
Product: polypeptide N-acetylgalactosaminyltransferase 35A-like
Exons: 7
Coding region: 186-2072 (628 amino acids)
Biological process (GO): regulation of Notch signaling pathway
Cellular component (GO): Golgi apparatus
Molecular function (GO): Notch binding
Source: RefSeq, a predicted model, not a curated record